AUGGAUCGGGAUUGUCGAGUUGAUUGGUCUACCUGGCACAACCCAAUCCGUGGUUUCUCUGCGGACAGCCCGUCUGGUAGUCAGUCCGGCGGUCGGGCCCGUCAGCACGGCGUAUCACAUUCCGAAAUCACAUUGCCGGCUGAUGAUAAGGCAGCUCCUGGAGGCGGAUCCUUUUGGGGUCACCUGAAGAAGAAAAGAUAUCACAGUGAUGUCUGA
Messenger RNA from Metarhizium album ARSEF 1941, 216 nucleotides. RefSeq lists its product as uncharacterized. The coding region runs from base 1 to 216 and encodes 71 amino acids. The record is from RefSeq and is a predicted model, not a curated record. The transcript has a single exon. NCBI's taxonomy places the organism in Eukaryota, Fungi, Ascomycota, Sordariomycetes, Hypocreales, Clavicipitaceae.